CUUUACCAAGAGUUCUGGACAGGAGUCCAAGCUCUAUAUAACAGCAGACAUGGCUAUCCAACAAAGUGCUGCAGAUGCAAAGAGCCAGCUCCUCUUCCUGCCUCCUCUUCACUUCAGCAGCGGAGACAGCAUAACAUCACAUACGCAGUGCUGGAAAAGAAAGCCACUGGGACCUGAGGAGGGGAUGAAUGCUAAUUAACAGACACAGCAUGUUUGUGGUAGGUUCUGGAAAUGGCUUAAACGACACAGAUUUUGAAAAUUGGUCCCGCUCAGGAUUUAUACUUAUAAUGGGAUCAGGUGUUUCCAUUUCAGGAUGUCAAUCUAUAACUGCCGUUAAAGUUAUAAACAGCACCAAUAAGAUUUCUCCGAAACAAAUGCAACAGAAGAAGUCUGAAAAUGCAGCAUUUGGUGUUUCACUUUCACAAGAUAAAUUACUAGAGAAUGGUGAUGUUCCUUUGGUGAUUAAAGAGGCUGUGGAGUAUCUCUCCACUUAUGGUCUGGAGCACAAAGGCCUAUUUAGAAUUACUGGCUCACAGAAGAAAGUAUUGGCUUUGAAAGCAAUGUACGAUGAGGGGGAGAAGGUGGAUCUAAGCCAAGAAGGUGAUAUAGAUAGUGUGGCCAGUCUUCUUAAACUGUUCCUAAAGGAGCUCCCAGAGGGUGUAAUCCCAGAAACUAUACAACCUGCCUUCAUCUCUGUCUACAAAGAGUUCAGCUCACAUAUGGAUAAAUGCACUGAGGAGCUGAAACAUCUAAUUGAAGAUCUGAACAGUUCCCAUUUUAUUGUUCUCCACUAUCUAUGCAAUUUCUUCAUUAAGGUGGCUUCUUACAGUGAUACAAACAACAUGACCCUGGAAAAUAUCUCUAUUGUUCUUGGACCAAGCUUUUUCAGGGUCCCAUUCAAUGGUAACGUUCAAGCAGAGCAAGCUGUGUGCAAUGCGCUUUUACUGUAUAUAAUGAAGAACCUUUACGUGUUAACUGCAGAUCGAUUACAGCGAGAAAACAUCCAGCAGGGAGAACUACUAUUCACAAGAAGCUGCAAUAAAAUCAACAUUUCUGAAGAUAACGUUAGAAAUCUGAAUCCAUUAUCAACCACAUCAGACAUGGCACUCUGGAGCGAAUGUGAAACCCCCUCCCUUCAUGAGGACCAAACUGUCUGUUCCAGCCUCAGCAGAGAUGACAAUAACAAAGAAAACUACCCUCACAGAGCUCCAGAACUGGAGGAAAAUGCCUCAUCUUCCCGGGACCUCCAGCAUCACAUGGACAAGAAGCUGUUCGAUGGUUCCAGCAGACAUGGGAUUGGGAUCUUACACUCUAAGCAGCCGAGGUCCGGUGUCAGAUCAGAUGGUGGAAAGAUCCACGAAGGAAAUCAAGAAAUUGAGACUGUAAGUCAAUGCCUUUCUGAAAUCUGGACUAUAAAAGGAGUGACGUCUUACGACCACAGUACUCAUGUAUCCCUGAGAGGAGCCACUGAUUUUCAGCCAAGAAACAGUCCUAUAAUGUGGAUUCAAACAAAAGAUAUUUCUGAGCAGUUACAGCAUACAAGUGAGAAUUCUUUCCUGAAGCUACAGGCCCUGGAAACUGAUCUGUGUUCUGCUUUUCUGCCAACCCAGGAGGAGGUGGUGCAGUCUUAUGGCUGCAAGGAGACGACCAGCUGCCUUGUCCAAAAUGUGCCAAGUGAGGCAGUCAGCCAUGCAGAUCCUACGUCAGCACAUCGAGAGUCUCAGAAUGAAACAGAUCAUGGAGCGGAUGAUACUCGCAGCUUUGGAACCAGCCGGCUGCUGUUCCACAUUACUGAUGGCGAUAACCCAUUGCUCUCCCCACGCUGCUCUAUCUUCAGUCAAAGUCAAAGAUUCAACUUGGAUCCAGAGUCUGCACCAUCCCCUCCCAGCACUCAGCAGUUCAUGAUGCCAAGGAGCUCAUCAAGAGGGAACUGUGAAGAUCCCAAGGAACCCUUGACGGUCAUACAACUUACCAAACAAAUACAGAACCUCAAGAAGAAGAUCAGGAAAUUUGAAGAUAAAUUUGAGCAGGAGAGAAAUUAUCGUCCAUCUCACAGCGAUAAGACGUCUAAUCUUGAAUGCCUGAAAUGGAUGAAUGACUUGGCAAAGGCUCGCAAACAGCUGAAAGAGUUGAAACUGAAAAUGUCUGAAGAUCAAAACGUGCCAAGAGCCACGCAGAGUAAAAUGUAUGAAGAAACACCAGUGGCUUCUAUUGUAGUGGAGCAACAUGGGGCCACCAGCUCAGCAAUGUCAUCUGUGGAGGAAACAGUGGAAACUGUAUGGAAAAGGCUAAAGGAGAAGAGGCAGCUGCUCAAUCUUCCUGAAAACAUAAAGGAUAUGACAAAAAAGCAAAUGCAUCUGGAAAAAAUGAGUCUCCAAAAAUGCCUUCUGUAUUUUGAAAAUAUUCAUGGACGGCCAGUUACAAAACAAGAGAGAAGUCUCAUGAAACCUCUGUAUGACAGAUAUCGGAUUUUAAAGCAGCUGCUGUCUACUGCAUCCCUGAUUCCAACAAUACAUGAAGAAGAGGAUUCCGACGAUGACAGUGCCCAGAACUCGUCCAGUGAAUUUGUGUUGACGGAAGAACACGAUCUAGCUGCUGCUGAGCAUCUUGUGUACUAUAGUGAGGAUCUAGAGCCGGCAUACGUCUCCCCUCUGGAUGAGAAACGACCGUCACGGCAACCAGCUCUGUCCAUGUCUAAUCUCCAUGAGGCGUCAAUGCCUGAGCUUCUGGAUCACCUUCGAGAAACCAGAGCAGACAAGAAAAGAUUACGAAAAGCAUUAAGAGAAUUUGAAGAGCACUUUUUACGACAAACCGGAAGGAGUGCCCAGAAAGAAGACAAAAUACCGAUGGCGGAAGAGUACUGUGAAUACAAGCAGAUAAAAGCUAAGCUUCGGCUACUGGAGGUUCUGAUCAGCAAGCAAGAUGUAUCUAAAACGAUUUAGAGCUUGUGAAUAUACCACUGCGAUAUUCAAGAAGAAUAACUACUUGUAUUUCUGCACACUCAUGUAUAACACUGAAAUUCUGAUGCACUUUAAUAGUUACAUAAAGUACUACCUGGUAGGGAAAACUGUAGCAAAAAUCACAAAAAGGGAUGCAACGGUGUCUGUCUGUGAGAAUACAGAAACCAACCAAUUCUUGGUGCGAGUAUUGGGUCAGCAGUGGAAUGGCCAAAUGUCAACAUCCCUAUCUAUAACAAAAUAAUGGCCCUCAUUCCGAGUUGUUUGCUCGCAAGCUGCUUUUAGCAGCUUUACACACGCUAAGCCGCCGCCUACUGGGAGUGAAUCUUAGCUUCUUAAAAUUGCGAACGAAAGAUUCUCAAAAUUGCGAUUACACACCUCUUAGCAGUUUCUGAGUAGCUUCAAACUUACUCGGCAUCUGCGAUCAGUUCAGUGCUUGUCGUUCCUGGUUUGACGUCACAAACACACCCAGCGUUCGCCCAGACACUCCUCCGUUUCUCCAGCCACUCCCGCGUUUUUCCCAGAAACGGUAGCGUUUUUUCACACACUCCCAUAAAACGGCCAGUUUCCGCCCAGAAACACCCACUUCCUGUCAAUCACACUACGAUCACCAGAACGAAGAAAAACCCGUGAGUAAAAUUCCUAACUGCAUAGCAAAUUUACUUGGCGCAGUCGCACUGCGGACAUUGCGCAUGCGCACUAAGCGGAAAAUCGCUGCGAUGCGAAAAAAUUAACCGAGCGAACAACUCGGAAUGAGGGCCCAUAUAUACCCUCCUGGAGGGCAUUUACAGUGGCAAUUUAAUGGCUCUGAUUUAAUCAGGCUUUUUUAAAUUGUGUUUCAGUUUUUAUUUCCUCUUUGCCAAAUUUACUAGUACAUAAAGUAUAGUUUUUAGAGAUUCAAGUAGAUUCCCAAAAACUAACUUUGUAUGGUCUGCUUCAUUGUCAAGAGUGCCUUUGAUAAGUUGCAGGUGUAACAUAUAUAGCCGAGAUCAGUUAGUAGUGUACAGUAAAUUAAAUAGAAUAUUUUAGAUUCCAGAAAAUAAUCUAUUUAUUCCAUGUACAAGCUGUAUAUAUUUAUUCUUUCGUUACCUAUUUUUAAUACGGAGCUGUGGUUUUAUCCCAUCUGUUCAUGUGUUUCAGUGAGAAAACCAUAUGUACUCAUCUACAACCAAAGGCCAACAAUGUAAGCAACACGAUUGCACUUUCUGAAAUUUGCAUUGUAAUCUACGACCUGAGAUAUAAGCUAAAUUCCUUAUAUAUGGAAACACAUGUGGCCCCAUCAUGGUGUUCCUUAUGGAAUUAGGGGGCUCAGUGUCAAGACGUUUCAUAUCUAGUUUAUUAUAUUGUAAGAGCAAAAGUAUAUUGCAAAAUAUUUAUUUAUUUUUGAACAUCUUUGUAAAGUGAAAGCAGCAUUGCAUGUGUAAUAAUGUAUAAAUGAAGCCAUGUAAAUAAGUAGAUACUUCCCUUAUGCAAUAUCCAAUGACAAACACAGGUUCUGUGUAUCCAGACAAAAUUUAUAUUAACAAAAAAGUUCCAUUGAUUUAUUUAAUUGAAGCAUCCACAGAACCCGUCAUCUUAAAAAUACUAUUCACCUUAAAUGCAGCCUUAAAUUAUUAAGUACUUUAAAUAGAACUAGAAAAAGAUGAAUGUUCUAUAUUUUUAUGUACCUUAUGUUCUCCUUAAAAGAAAUGUAUAUUAGAGUGUGUACGACUUUUCUUCUAGCUCUGUUUACAUUGGUUUCCCUUGCAAAGUAUUUGAUCUGCAGGGUAUGUCAGAACCACACCGUUUUCUUAGUGUGUACUUCAUAAUGCGUAUAUAUAAUGCAGAUAUACAUAUGUGUGUUUCAAUAGUGUUUGCCUUUUAUGAGAGGGAGAGAGAAUACACAACGCAUACAGAGGUAAUCAUUCUUCGGAGGAAUAUUGUUUGGUUCUAACAGAAAAGAUAUUGCUUCCCAAAACUAUUUAUUGAGUCGUGUGUUUUUUUUUUUUUUAAUAGCCAUAUAUUGAAUUAAAAACAUGUUAAUAGUUGUACAUGGAAAAUUAAAUUAGAUUCCCUUUAAAACGAACCCUUUGGAGAAUGUUGAAAUAUGCAAGGCUGCCUUAAUAAAUCUUCUCAUUUUUGAUUAUAUGUAAAUAUAUCGGAGGGACGUCUUAGUUCUCCAUAUAGACAGAGCUAUGGAAUUGAUGAAUGCUGCUAAUCACACUUGUAUCACACAGACACCCUCACGAAAAAACACUGGAGAUGCGUUUUGUUUCUUAUUUGUAUGCUAUUGUGUUUAGCAUUUGUAAUUUUUUUUAAAUAUUCCUUCUAAAAGAAAAGGCUUUCUACUUUUCUUGUAUCAAAAAUGCAUGAUUUUAAAAACGAACAUUUUAAAAUUGUUUAUUGGGAGUGAAAAGAAAAACCCAUUUGCAAGUGAAAUAAUUUUCAUGACCUAUUGUGGUGGUUUCAUUAUAUUUGAUUUUUUUUUUUAAAACACUAUGAAUCAGAAUGACUUCAGUUCUGUUUUUAAUUAAAAUCUUUGAAGCAAGAGUAACAGGAACGUAUACACGACUUGAUGACGUUUACAGUCUACAUCUUUGAUAAGGGAAAAAUGGUUUGACAUGUAUACAGUUGCUAAUAAAAUGUGCUCUAUAUAUUCUAUAUGAUUUGUAAAUAUUUUAUACAACGGUACAAAUAAAAUAUUUUUCUAUCAUA
Molecule: messenger RNA, 5651 nt
Organism: Pseudophryne corroboree (corroboree frog)
Lineage: Eukaryota; Metazoa; Chordata; Amphibia; Anura; Myobatrachidae
Gene: FAM13C
Product: family with sequence similarity 13 member C
Exons: 22
Coding region: 189-2942 (917 amino acids)
Biological process (GO): signal transduction
Source: RefSeq, a predicted model, not a curated record